This is a messenger RNA of Wyeomyia smithii (pitcher-plant mosquito), 2929 nucleotides long. Its product is annotated as proline-, glutamic acid- and leucine-rich protein 1. Gene Ontology annotation, cellular component: nucleus. The record is from RefSeq and is a predicted model, not a curated record. Gene Ontology annotation, biological process: rRNA processing. Lineage: Eukaryota; Metazoa; Arthropoda; Insecta; Diptera; Culicidae. The transcript has 4 exons. The coding region runs from base 107 to 2548 and encodes 813 amino acids.
GAUGCCGAUCAUUUAUUUAUAUUUGUUUAUCAUUUAAUCCGCCUGCGGUUUAUUCUUGCACGUGCUUGAGUGAUUGUGUUUUUCGCAGGCAACGUUUUCACUUAGAAUGGAAGGUAUUUCAAAAAUUUUCGGAGGAAUUGUAGACGUUGUGGAUUUGAAUAUCCGCCAAACAUUGAGCAGUCUUGACGAGCAUCAAACAUUGUGGAAUGAGCCGACACAUGAAAUUGAAGCUUAUUUUGCUAAAAUAACUGCACUGUUGGGUAGUGCCGAAACUCGGGAUCGGGGACUGAUAGUACUAGGCCAUGUUAUGUGCCACUGUCCACCGGAAAUACUGGAAGAACGAUUGCAAUAUUGGGUUAACGUUUGUGCUAAAAUUUGCAAUCAACGGGGCCAGACCGCAAGUAUUCCCCUUGCCUGCGAUGUACUAGCGCAACUCGUUCUCAAAUCAUUGGAAUCGUCCGAUGUGAGUAAACUGAUGAUCAGUAAUAUACCGAAAAUCUUGGACUGCAUUACGACCGUCGCCGACCCGUCAAACCAUUCUAGUACGUUGGAUUUUUUGAAAACGGUCAUGCUUAAAUAUCCAGGACCAUCUGGACCAUCGAAAAACCGAAUCGAACAAUAUCUCUAUUCGCUGAUCGAUUCUGAGGACCCUGUGGUGGUAGAUCGCACCGGAUCCUGCCUGCUUUUGCUGCAGCAAAUCAAGGGUGGAGGUCAGCACGGUAAUCUGCAUAAAAAAACUUGGGAGGAGUACCACUUGCAUCUAGUUGAUACAAUCCACGACCUGCUGGGUAAAAUAUUCGCACAUACACCGGAGUCAUUUGACGUCGACGAUAAUUUAGAGUGUUUAAAACUUCCUAAAAUGAUAGUUGACGAUGAACCUGUCAUCUCAGCACAGCGAAUUGCGACUCGACUUGUUAAUUUGAUUGAUUACUUGGAAAAGGCUAUACUAGAACCAUACCCGGUAGCUAAGCCUGUGAAACCGAUGAAGGUUUUGAACGUAAUCUUUCGGGGGCACGCAGUCAGCAGUCGUGCUAUGGCGAGGAAUUCUAUCCAAGAUAACUUAGCAUUGGGAUUGUUUCUUCCGAGCAUUCAAACGCAUUUGCUCAAGGUGCUGGAUGCGCUAACACUUGUGCUGAAGUCCAACAUGUUGCUAUUUGGAAACCUAAUCACUGAUCUUUUCGAUCAGUGUCUUAAGACAACAGUAACAGUUGAAUCCAAGGGUAGAAAGAAGUCGUUUGUUGCACUUCGAAUGAAAGUUUACGAAAGUAUCGGGCUAUGGUGUGAAACGACCAGUUCUGGCAGCGGUAUUGAAGAUGUGGCGGACAGCUUACUGGAACAUAUUAUACAAGACGUGACGCCGUACGAGCCUGAAGUUACACUGCAGGUCAACGCAAGCCGCCAAAAACUUUCCAACAAAGCAAAGAGAAAACUGCAAAAACAGCAGAAUGCUGCCACCAAUUUGGCGGAAUCGCACUCAUCCGAUCCACUGGAUAAAUCAAAGUUUUUACACGGAGAUUGUGGCAACGAAGGUCUUUGUCUGGCAGCGCUCGUUUGUUUGUCGAAGGUUUUCGAAGCAGCCGGAUGUUUCAUUAAACCCGUUAUGCACAAAAUUUUACAGGAAAAAAUCGUCUCCAUCUGCUUGUCGGUGCUCUCCCAAUUGAACACAGAAGAAAGGAUGAAUUUGUACUGUUUACCAAGCUCCCGUGCGGCUUUGCUUGCCGCGUUAAAUGCUCUAAUUGUAAAUCCUCACCAUCACUGUCCGUCGCCGUUGCAGUACGGUGUUAAUGUGUUCAAUAUAGCCAAAAUUCAGGACCCCAAUAUUGACGUGCGCAUUAAGGCUUCUGAGCUGGCUCGAUCCUGUGAACUGUUGGUACAUCCAAGACGAGAGGUUUUCUAUUUUCCGAUAGAGGAGAAUGCUGUCAAUGAUAUGCUCGCCGCGAAAAAGAAACACCCACUAAAUUCAAAAAAUAUAACUAAUUUGGCAGAUACUACUGACCAGACGUCGAUUACAUUCGAAAAAUCUAACUCAGAAAAUGAGCAGUGUUCGGAGGAUGAUGCGGUAGUAUCUGCCGAGAAGGAACCGAUUGCUCGCGUGGAAGAAGUUACGAUUAAUGAUGAAAAAUCUUCACCAAUUGUUUAUGAAUUGGGUGACGAUGAGAAUGAAGGAGAACUACAAAAAUCAGUUGCUGAGAAAACGUCCGAAUCGCAAGCGAUUCGCAUCGAUUCCGAUGAAAGUGAAGUUGAAGUUGUAAACGACAUAGUACUAGUGGAAAAACAGACAAACACUAAGAGUUCGACAAGUAGUGACGAGGAAGUACAGCUAGUAGACGAUGAACAGGUAGCGAAAUCGCCGAGACGUCAAGCCGUCUCUACGAACGGUUUAGCAGCAGAAACACCAGUAGAAGCACGCAAACGUGAGCUGUCGCAGGCAAAUGAAGAAACUAGUGCGGAAAAACGACCAAAACUGGCAGAAUGUGAAGAAGAUGUGGAUAAGCGUGUGAAUGAUCUAGUUGCGGAAUUCGUCGAUGAAUUGAAUGAGGACGUUUAGACGGAAUAACAUUGAACAGCAAUUUUGUGUCUAAUAAACCGAGAUCGUGUGUUGUCAAGUUUAAACCAUUAAACAUGAUCCACCAGUGAAUUGCCUGUUGAAAGUAUUGUAUUGUUGCUGAGAGUAUUAGAGAGAACCCCAAUCUACCCUAUCUUUAUUUUUUUUAAACAAGAAAUAUGAAUAUUGAAAAUAUUGAAGAGACUGGCAGGUUAACCUAAAUCAAUGACUAUUCAUGUAGCAAAACAAGCAAGCUUCCCACCCAAGCUCCUUCCCAAAAUCAGGUAUAAUUACAAACUUUCAUUCCCACAGACAGACAGACGUUCGACGAAAUUUUUGUUGUCCGGAAAAGUAUUCCCGACAAUAUUUCACCGGAAUAGAAUG